Erinaceus europaeus (western European hedgehog) is the source of this 2884-nucleotide messenger RNA. RefSeq names its product fibroblast growth factor receptor 4 (gene FGFR4). Gene Ontology annotation, biological process: regulation of bile acid biosynthetic process; positive regulation of ERK1 and ERK2 cascade; fibroblast growth factor receptor signaling pathway. NCBI's taxonomy places the organism in Eukaryota, Metazoa, Chordata, Mammalia, Eulipotyphla, Erinaceidae. Bases 203 to 2605 code for a protein of 800 amino acids. The transcript has 18 exons. Gene Ontology annotation, molecular function: fibroblast growth factor receptor activity; fibroblast growth factor binding; ATP binding. Gene Ontology annotation, cellular component: signaling receptor complex; membrane. The record is from RefSeq and is a predicted model, not a curated record.
CCGGGCCACGCCGCAGCGGCUGUGCAUUCCUGGCUCUCCAGCCGGGAGCUGAGGAUCGCGGGUUUACGGGUUCGGUCCUCAUAGGCAGUGAGAGCUGGCAGCAAGUCCCGGGAACACCAGGUGAGCCGGCACCGGUGCCGGCAGCGCGGAAGCUCGAGGCAGGCCCCUGUGAGCGAGCAAGCGAGCAUCAAGCAGGACAACAAUGCAGCUGCUGCUGGCCUUUUUGGGGGUCCUGCUGGGGGCGCCCAGGGCUCCAGCUUUGACCUUUGAGGCCUCAGAGGAAUCGGAGCUGGAGCCCUGCUUGACUGCCACCCCGGAGCAGCCAUCGGGGAAGCUGGUACUGGCCCCUGGGCAGCCCAUGCGUAUCUGCUGUGGGCGGGCCGAGCGUGGCAACCACUGGUACAGAGAGGGCCGCCGCCUAGCCCCCUCUGGCCGUGUCCGAGGCUGGAGGGGCCGCCUGGAGAUCGCCAGUGUCCUGCCCCAGGACUCAGGGAGCUACCUCUGCUUGGCACGGGGCUCCAUGCUGGUCCUAUACAACCUCACCUUGACUGUGGAUGACACCUUGGCCUCCAGCACUGGUGAUGAUGACCUCCAGGCCCCCAGGGACCCCUCAGAAAGACACAUGUAUCCCCAGCAAGCCCCCUACUGGACACACCCCCAGCGCAUGGAGAAGAAGCUGCACGCGGUGCCUGCUGGGAACACUGUCAAGUUCCGCUGCCCAGCGUCCGGCAACCCCAUGCCCACCAUCCGCUGGCUCAAGGAUGGCCAGGACUUCCAUGGAGAGCACCGCAUCGGGGGCAUCCGGCUGCGCCACCAACACUGGAGCCUGGUGAUGGAAAGUGUGGUCCCCUCGGACCGGGGCACAUACACCUGCGUGGUGGAGAACGCUCUGGGCAGCAUCCACUACAGCUACCUGCUGGACGUGCUGGAGCGGUCUCCGCACCGGCCCAUCCUGCAGGCGGGGCUUCCAGCCAACACCACGGCGGUGGCGGGCAGCGACGUGGAGCUGCAGUGCAAGGUGUACAGCGACGCACAGCCGCACAUCCAGUGGCUGAAGCACCUGGUCAUCAACGGCAGCAGCUUCGGUGCCGAUGGCUUCCCCUACGUGCAAGUCCUCAAGACGGCAGACAUCAACAGCUCCGAGGUGGAGGUGCUGUACCUGCGCAACGUGUCGGCCGAGGAUGCAGGCGAGUACACCUGCCUGGCAGGCAACUCCAUUGGCCUCUCCUACCAGUCGGCCUGGCUCACCGUGCUGUCGGAGGAGGAGCUGGCGUGGACGGCAGUGUCCCCCAAGGACAGGUCAACCGACGUGGUCCUGUACGCACUGGGCUCGCUGGCCCUGCUGGUGCUCCUGCUGCUGGCGGUGCUGUACCGCACCCAAAUGCUCCGUGCCCACCACCCGAGGCAGCCCGCCACCGUGCAGAAGCUUUCCCGCUUCCCGCUGGCCCGGCAGUUCUCCCUGGAGUCCGGCUCCUCCGCCAAGUCCAGCCUAACCCUGAUGCGGGGCUUCCGGCUCAGCUCCAGUGGUCCCCCAAUGAUGGCCGGGGUGGACCUGCCUCUUGACCCCCAGUGGGAGUUCCCAAGGGACAGGCUCGUGCUAGGUAAGCCACUAGGUGAGGGCUGCUUUGGACAGGUGGUGUGCGCACAGGCCCUGGGCAUGGACCCCGCCCGACCCGACCAGGUCUGCACUGUUGCCGUCAAGAUGCUCAAGGACAACGCCUCGGACAAGGACCUGUCCGACCUGGUCUCGGAGAUGGAGGUCAUGAAGCUCAUCGGCCGCCACAAGAACAUCAUCAACCUGCUGGGUGUCUGCACCCAGGAAGGGCCCCUGUAUGUGAUCGUGGAGUGUGCAGCCAAGGGCAACCUGCGUGAGUUCCUGCGGGCGCGCCGCCCCCCGGGCCCAGACCUCAGCCCCGACCCUGAAGGGCCACGCAGCUGCGAGGGGCCCCUGCGUUUCCCCGCCCUGGUGUCCUGCGCCUACCAGGUGGCCCGGGGCAUGCAGUACCUGGAGUCCCGCAAGUGUAUCCACCGGGACCUGGCUGCCCGGAAUGUGCUUGUGACCGAGGACAACGUGAUGAAGAUUGCCGACUUCGGGCUGGCCCGUGGCGUCCACCACAUCGACUACUACAAGAAAACCAGCAAUGGUCGCCUGCCAGUCAAGUGGAUGGCACCCGAGGCCUUGUUUGACCGCGUCUACACUCACCAGAGUGAUGUGUGGUCCUUCGGGAUACUGCUGUGGGAGAUCUUCACCCUUGGGGGCUCGCCGUACCCCGGCAUCCCUGUGGAGGAGCUGUUCUCACUGCUGCGGGAGGGGCAUCGCAUGGACCGGCCCCCCAACUGCCCCCCGGAGCUGUAUGGACUCAUGCGUGAAUGCUGGCAUGCUGCCCCCUCCCAGAGACCCACUUUCAAGCAGCUGGUGGAGGCACUGGACAAGGUGCUGCUGGCCGUCUCUGAAGAGUACCUGGACCUGCGCCUGACCUUUGCACCCUACUCCCCCGCCGGCGGGGACGCGACCAGCACCUGCUCCUCCAAUGACUCUGUCUUCAGCCACGACCCGCUGCCCCUACAGCCCCACUCCUUCCCCUUCCUGGAGCCGCAGACCUGAGGGCCGCCUCCCUCUCCUGACCUCUCUCGCCAGCCCCGGCCCCAUCAUUCUGGUUCAUCUCUCCUCAGCCACUCGGAGGCUUGGCCCUGGUCCACGCCCUGACCUUGGCCUUGGAGCCUGAGCCUUGGCACUGUUCCUGGGGGUUGGCCUGACCCAUCCUUGGCCCUGCCCCCACCAGGAGGUCACACACCCCCACUGCUUGUCCCCUCGGGCAUCUCCGUGGCAGUAGCACUGGCCUAGAGGCUGGACACAUUCUAUAAAUUAUUUUUUGGCAAGAAA